GGCUCGGAGCGCAGGCAGCCGGCACCGAUGACCGAGGUGGGCAGGAGGCCCCACGGGCUGGGCCAUGGCAGUCCCGCUGAUGGCCCGGAAUCCUGCAGUGAAUACGUUAAGUUCUCCAAGGAGAAGUACAUCCUUGACUCUUCACCGGAGAAGCUUCAUAAAGAGCUGGAGGAGGAGCUGAAACUGAGCAGCACGGACCUGCGCAGCCAUGUGUGGUACCACGGGCGCAUCCCCCGAGAGGUGUCGGAAAGCCUGGUCCAGAGGAAUGGGGACUUCCUGAUCCGUGACUCACUCACCAGCCUGGGGGACUACGUGCUGACGUGCCGCUGGAGGAACGAGCCGCUGCACUUCAAGAUCAACAAGGUGAUGGUGAAGUCCAGCGACGGCCGCACCCACAUCCAGUACCUGUUCGAGCAGGAGAGCUUCGACAACGUGCCUGCCCUGGUGCGCUUCUACGUGGGGAACCGCAAAGCCGUCUCCGAGCAGAGCGGCGCCAUCGUCUACUGCCCCAUCAACCGCACCUUCCCGCUGCGCUACCUGGAGGCCAGCUACGGACUAGCCAAUGGGAAGCACAGCGGGCCCCACAGCCCCGCCAGCCAGAAAGGGGGGCACAUCAAGAGGCGGAGCAUCACCAUGACGGAUGGAUUGACGGCCGACAAGAUCACCAGGGGCGAGGGAUGCCCCACCAGCGUAUCCUUACCGCAUCACCGAGAUGUCAUCCGGAACUGCGCAGUCAGCGUGGACCAAAUCCAAGAUCUCCAUUCCCCAAUGUCUCCCAUCUCCGAGAGCCCACUGUCUCCGGCCUACAGCACCGUGACUCGGCUAAAGCCCCAAGGGGGUCAAGCUGGUGGCAUAACCCCAGCCUCUCCCGUCAUAAGAAGAUCCAGCGAGCCACAGCUGUGUCCAGGAAACAACCCCCUGACAGACCUGCCUGAUAGCAUCCACUCCACUCCCUGCCAUGGGUACUCCACGGCCUCUCCUUCCCCCUCUGUUAACAGCUAUAGCGACCCGGACACAGGGCAUUACUGCCAGCUCCACCCCACCUCUCCUGUCGGCCAGGAGAGGCCGACUCAUGACACCAAGCCGCUCCCCACUAAGAGCUAUGUGGAGAGGUUGAAGGUGGAGGGGGGUCAGAGGGUGACUGCAGAGAACGGCUCCAGCGAGGCAGGACAGAGGAUGAAAGGGGAGCAGGACAUUGUGGGCUUUGUCUCACCCACUGUGGAGAUGGGCUCGUCUUUCAACCCUGUGGCGUUCCAGUCCCUGCUGAUCCCCCUGGAAAACAAGCCUCUGGAAAUGGCUGUGCUUAAGAAGGUGAAGGAGCUCCUGGCAGAGGUGGAUGCCAAGGCCCUUGCCAGACACAUCACCAAAGUGGACUGCCUGGUUGCUAGGAUACUGGGUGUUACCAAGGAGAUGCAGAGGCUCAUGGGAGUGAGCUCAGGCAUGGAGCUGCUCACCCUGCCCCACGGCCAUCAGCUUCGACUCGACCUCCUAGAACGGUUCCACACCAUGUCCAUAAUGAUUGCGGUUGAUAUCCUGGGCUGCACAGGCAGCACGGAAGAGAGGGCAGCCCUGCUGCACAAGACCAUCCAGCUGGCUGCCGAGCUGAAAAGCACCCUGGGGAACAUGUUCAGUUUUGCUGCUGUGAUGAAUGCACUGGAAAUGACCCAGAUCUCGCGGCUAGAGCACACCUGGAUGGCGCUGCGCCAGCGGCACACCGAGGGGGCCAUCCUCUAUGAGAAGAAGCUAAAGCCCUUCCUGAAGAGCCUGAAUGAAGGAAAAGAAGGCCCUCCGCUGACCAACACCACCUUCCCUCAUAUUGUGCCCCUUAUUACACUCCUGGAGCGGGAUGCCGCGCUCCUGGACAGCCCGGAGCCCUGGGAAAACACGGACAAUGGCGUGGAGGUUGUCAUGGCCCACCUGGAAGCAGCGCGGAUGGUGGCGCAUCACGGGGGACUGUACCAUACCAACGCAGAGGUGAAGCUUCAGGGAUUCCAGGGCAAGGCUGAGCUCCUUGAGAUCUUCAGCACUGAGUUCCAGAUGCGUCUCCUGUGGGGCAGCCGCGGUGCUGAGAGCAGCCAGCGGGAACGCUACGAGAAAUUCGACAAGGUCCUCACCGCAUUGUCCCACAAGCUGGAGCCCUCUGUGCGGUUCAGUGAACUGUAACCGACGUGGGACUCGGAGUUAAACUCACAGCGGGAGGGUGGCACCAAUCAGUCCUUCAAGAGGCCAAGUAACCAGGUCCCCAGUCUGCAAGCCAGCCCACUCCUCAUGCAGCCAGGGGGGCUAGGAAGCUGUGGGUACCACAGACCCAGAAGGGGAGCCAGCCAGGCGCGAGGGCGUGAGGAAGAAAGCUGGCAUUUAACAUCUGCAAAGGAAAGAACUGACCAGGAGUGAAAUCGCGGCAUUGGGAUGGGUACGUAGCUCUCUGGAGAAAAGAAACCUUCUGAAAAGUUCCAGCAUGCCCAGACUGAUGGGGGAGGGAGCCCAGAACAGCUAUUGUGAUAUAGGUCCAUCCGUGCUCCGCACAUGCAAAGUUACAGGAGGCUGCAUUUUAAUUUCCACCCAAAGCAGUGACCUCCCCUCCUCAACCACCAAUACAAAUCAAUAGUGGAAUCUCACUAACGGACCCUCCCCACUAACAUCCUAUCGAAAUUCCCUGGGCAGUCCCGGUGCAAAUGUUUUGAGCUGCACAUUUGUGGAGGAAGGAGAGCACUGAUCACUCCCAGCCAUGGGACCUCCUGCUGAUUCUCAGCUGUAGU
Molecule: messenger RNA, 2759 nt
Organism: Terrapene triunguis (Three-toed box turtle)
Lineage: Eukaryota; Metazoa; Chordata; Testudines; Emydidae
Gene: SH2D3C
Product: SH2 domain containing 3C
Exons: 11
Coding region: 28-2163 (711 amino acids)
Biological process (GO): positive regulation of peptidyl-serine phosphorylation; small GTPase-mediated signal transduction
Molecular function (GO): phosphotyrosine residue binding; guanyl-nucleotide exchange factor activity
Source: RefSeq, a predicted model, not a curated record